Penaeus indicus is the source of this 439-nucleotide messenger RNA. RefSeq names its product cuticle protein AMP1A-like. The transcript has 3 exons. NCBI's taxonomy places the organism in Eukaryota, Metazoa, Arthropoda, Malacostraca, Decapoda, Penaeidae. The record is from RefSeq and is a predicted model, not a curated record. Gene Ontology annotation, cellular component: chitin-based extracellular matrix. The coding region runs from base 16 to 393 and encodes 125 amino acids. Gene Ontology annotation, molecular function: structural constituent of chitin-based larval cuticle.
CACAACAUAACCACCAUGAAGCUUAUUGUUCUUGCCUGUCUUGCCGCCGUGGCUGUUGCCGCCCCUCAACUCCAGGAGAGGGAAGUCCUUCUGCUUCGCGAUGACCGUGUAGCCAACGAAGACGGCACCUUCUCCUAUGCCCUGGAAGCCGACAACGGCAUCAACACAGCCGUUGCUGGAGUUGUUGGAUCUGCCGGUCAGAUCAACCAGGAAGGAUCUUACACUGUCACCCUUGAGGACGGAACCCAGGCUGUUGUCACCUUCGUCGCCAACGAGAACGGCUUCCAGCCCCAGUCCAACAUCCUGCCCACUCCCCACCCUCUUCCUGCCCACGUCUAUGAGCUGUUGGAAAUCGCUGAGCGUCAGCGCGCUGAGGGCAUCGUGUUCAACUAAGAUAGUGAGACAAAUUGAACGAUAAAUGGAAAGGAUAUCGAAAUUA